Molecule: messenger RNA, 4335 nt
Organism: Drosophila montana
Lineage: Eukaryota; Metazoa; Arthropoda; Insecta; Diptera; Drosophilidae
Gene: Myc
Product: Myc
Exons: 3
Coding region: 956-3232 (758 amino acids)
Biological process (GO): regulation of transcription by RNA polymerase II
Molecular function (GO): RNA polymerase II cis-regulatory region sequence-specific DNA binding; DNA-binding transcription factor activity, RNA polymerase II-specific; protein dimerization activity
Source: RefSeq, a predicted model, not a curated record
AACACUCUUAUUUGUGACUCCGGCACGGAUGAACGUGCGGCGCGUAGUUGGCUCUUCGUCUUUGUAGGUUUUGGCUGUUUCCCGCCCAACAAAAAAAUAAAAAACAAAUCAAAUUAAAUUAAUAUGAAAUAAUCUGAAAUUUCAUAACUAGGCAAAGACGACAACAAUACAAUUAUAGUUACCAAAAAAAUAAGCAGAAACCACAAAAUUCCGGUCGGACUAAUUUAAAAAAAAAUAGAGAGUACCAAAAAUCAAUUACAAGUGCAAAAAAUAAAAUAUUUCUUUAAAUCGGACACGCCACUAAAAAUAAGCAGAAAUACAAAAUUCUAGACAUUUCUCAAAAUUCUUUCAAUUCUUACGACUAACUCGGCACAUCAGCCGAAAGUCUUCGAGCAAAGUUUCUCUGCUCAGAAUAAGUGAAUGUGAAGUUACGAAAAAAAAAAUAAUAAAGUAACGCAGCAGAAUUAAAUACCGCUACAAGUUGAGACAAUUGUUAGCUCUAAUUGCGAGUGGCUUCGUUGUGCGAGUGUGUGUGUCAAAUACAGCAGUGCAAAAGGAAAGACGGAGGAGAGCAAUAGAUGCAGCUUCUUCGCUGCUGCAAGCAUAAUAGAAGAAGCUUCAAAAAGAAGAGAAAACAUUACUCUACGCGGCGGCUCGACGUAAAAGUUUUAGUGUGAAUAUUUUUUUUGUUCUUGCUAGCAGUGAGCUUCGUGUACACUGUUAUAAUUUUUUUUCGGGUGUCUUUUUUUUUAUGCUGUUCUGUUACAAUUUCAAGUGUGCAAAAAAAAAAGCAGAAGCGGAAGCAGCAUUUAACAAGCAACAGUUACAAAUCUGGAUUAAAUAUUUAAUUUCCUUUACGGGACAUAUACGCAGUUAAGUUUUCAGCUGAAACUGUGCUAUAUAAGGAACCCCACUUCUCACUCAGGACAAGAUUAAUAAAUAUAACAGUCGAAAGAUGACGACCGUUUGCAAUGGGGGCAUUAUCACGGGCUGCGACUACGACUAUGACGAUUGCCCUACCCUUGACGACAUCGAAUUGAAUGACCUACUUGACUGCGGCAUGCCCAAUUUGAACGAUCUGGUGGACAGGCUGCCCAGCAUACAGAACGAUGUGGAGAGAAUCGCGGCCAAUCGGACGCAUUCGAUGAGCAUCUCGCACCACGACGAUUUCGAUUUCGACUUGGACAUAAAGCCCGAGAUACGCAAUGUGGACUGCAUGUGGUCCGUGUUCGCCAGCAACAUGGCCAAUUGCAUUGGCAACAGCGGCAGCAUCCUCAACAACAAACACAGCAACAACAACAACAACAACAGCAAUUCGGCUGCGUCCAGUUAUAGCGAGAGCAGCGCUGUGCCGCCAGCCUUUGUUACAGGCAACACGCUGCUAAUCAAACGCGAACCGGAGGAGGAGGAGGAGGAGGAGCAAGCGGAUCAGGAAAGUGGCUGCAGAGGUGACAACAACAGCAGCAGUAGUAGAAAAAGCAACGGAAGCAGCAACAGCAACAGUUGCAGGUCAACUGGCAAAGCGACAGCAGCAGCAGCAACAACAGCAGCAACAACAACAGCAACACCAACAAUUUCGAUACCAAGUCGAGUGCUCCACAUUGAACCGUAUAUACCGCCAGGGACUUCGCUGUUGCGCAAGAGCAAUACACAGCACAAGCAGCAGCAACUGUUGCAACAACAGCAGCAGCAACGUCUUAUCAACUUGGCUACCGCCACCAACAGCAGCAACAAUAACAGCAGCAACAACAGCAACAACAACAACACAAGCAACCUCACAAAUGCCUGCUUUGUGUUGCCCGAUGAUGAGAUAUUGCCCGAAUUCCGUCACAAUGUGGAUCUGCGCGCCUGCGUCAUGGGCAGCAACAAUAUUGCGCUAACGAGCAGCGCGGAUGCCAUCGAUCAUCUCAGCCGGGAGCUGCAGAAUACGAGCAAGGAGCGCAUCGAUCUGCCGUAUCGGCUCUCGACUGCUCCGCAGUUCAGCGAUGUGCUCGAGGUGCUUAAUCAGCAGUCGGAGCAGUCGGCGGCAGCAAAGGCAGCGGCUGCAACAGCGGCCGCAUCAGUUGUCACACUGUCGCCGCCGGCAACGAAUGCCACCAGUUCCGAUUGUGAUUCAGAUGAUGGCGAUUGCUCCAUGGGCAAUUCCAGCUGCGGCUCAGCUGCCUCGGUCGAUUGCAACUACAUGCGUCACAUAAGCGAUCACAGUUAUACGCGCUGCAACGAGAUGGAGACAAAUCUGGACACGCCCUCCGAUUCCGAUGAGGAAAUUGACGUUGUCUCGCUCAAUGACAAGAAAUUGCCGACAAAUCCGUCGGAUCGUGAUCGACGCGCUCUACAAACGAAUAUCGCCUACAAAAUCUCGAGUGAUGCCCGAAUCCUACAAUCCAAACGGUUCGAUCUACCCUAUACGCCGGCCAGCAGCAGUCCAGUUAAGUCCGUAGUCAAUUCGCGCUACGCCUCGCCGUCGAGCACGCCCUAUCAGGGCGCUGGCGCUGUGCCGGCCAGCUACUCGCCCGAAAGCCUCUCCCAGAGCAGCAGCAGUAGCAGCAGUAGCAGUAGCAGUAGCAGUAGCAUCAUCAGCGAUUGCACAACGCCGCCCGCAACGAUGUUGGAUGGCAAAGGCCGUAAGCCCUACUACAUGUCCGACUGCACGUCGAGGAUGUAUUCGAACAAGCGCAGCAAUAUGAUCAGCCUGGUCGCAGCGAAGAAGAGUCGCGUGAAGAAGGUGAACGCUGGCUACGUCCAGCGGCCGUCUAAGUUCCAUGAUUUGGAUGACAAGAGCCUGCUCGACUCCAUUGUCACAGGCGGCUCCGGCUCCGGCCCCGGCACUGGCACCGGCACCGUCACCGGCUCUGGCAUCGCGAAUCCGAGUCCCACUGUAAACGCCAUCACCAACAAAUACACCAACAACAGCAGCAACAUGCUAAAGCGCCAGCUCAGCAUAGACGAGGCGGACACGAUUGAGAAGCGCAAUCUGCAUAACGAUAUGGAGCGUCAGCGGCGCAUCGGGCUCAAGAAUCUGUUCGAGGCGCUGAAGACGCAGAUACCCAACAUACGGGACAAGGAGCGUGCGCCCAAGGUCAACAUAUUGCGCGAGGCGGCCAAGCUUUGCGAGCAUCUCACCAGCGAGGAGCGCGACCUCAGCCUCAAGCGCCAGCUCCUGAAGGCGAAGCUCAAGCAGCAGCAGGAGCUCCUCGCCCGCCUGCGCCUGAGUAAGAAUGCAGCUGAAUGAUGAUAGCGAUAGCCGUAAGUGGUGGGUAAAGGGUAAGCGGGGGGGAUCAUCAUUGUGGAUAUGGUUGGGGAAAGGCGGGCAGAACAAGGGGGGGAGGGACAUAAGGUUACAACGCGUUUGCAAGCGAUCCCGGCCAAGAUUAAUAUAUUGAAAAACAAAAGAAAGGCAAAAUAACCGAAUUGAUGACCAUAUGAAAAAGUGUUACACACAAAAGUUACACGAUAAUUCUUUUUAGUGUAUUUUGACGUAGGCUCACAGAAGCAUUUUUGAACUUCAAUAUCAGUUUUUAGUAUUAGCCAGUAGAGCGUACGAACGAUCGAUCGAACCAAGUCUCGAUGUUGAUAAUAACAAUAAUGAUAAUACAAAUAAAAAUAAUAAUGAUAACAACAAUGAUAAUGAUAAUGAUAAAGAUAAAGAUGACGAUGCUGUUAGAUGUACAAUUUUUUUUGUUUUUUUUUUAUAUAUGCUGCUUAAAACACAUCUAUGCAACGGAUGCUAUAAACAAACGAUCGUCGAAUAGAAUAGUUAAAAAAAAAAAAAACAGAUAAUACCAUAUAUAACCUACCCAUACAUGUUACUAGACAUGCUUUUGUGAAAGCUUUCAGAGCUUUGGCUUUAUAUACUGCUCUAUAUAGUUCAUAUAUAACUAUAUAUAUGUAAGCAUAUGUGUAUAUAUAUAUAUAUGAAUAUGUGUAUAUAUAUAUAUAUAUAUAUAUGUAGAUAUGUAUAUAUGUAUAGGUGUAUCUGUAAGAUAGUGAUUUAAAUUGGAUUUCUUUAAUGUGAUAUUUUUUGAUUUGAUUUUGAAGCAAGCAAAAUGCAAGUUGGAAGCAAAAACUAUAAACGAAAUGUUGAUAAUUAAGUAGAAUUAGGAGGGAAACGCGGAAAUGGUUUUUUUUUCAAUCCUUUGCCCCAAGCAAAUCCUCUUUUCUUAUCCUAUUUUGUACAUAUGCUUAGGAAUUUAGUUUCUAUUUACUUAACCAUGAAAUGAAUAAGAAUAACAAAAGAACAACAAGGACAAGACAAACAAACGGAGAAAACACAAAAAAACACAAAAACAAAACAAAAAAACAAAACAAAAAAACCAAAAAAAAAAACAAGAAAAA